Cladophialophora yegresii CBS 114405 is the source of this 1152-nucleotide messenger RNA. RefSeq names its product thymidylate synthase. The transcript has a single exon. The record is from RefSeq and is a predicted model, not a curated record. Gene Ontology annotation, biological process: dTMP biosynthetic process. Lineage: Eukaryota; Fungi; Ascomycota; Eurotiomycetes; Chaetothyriales; Herpotrichiellaceae. Gene Ontology annotation, molecular function: thymidylate synthase activity. Bases 1 to 1152 code for a protein of 383 amino acids. Gene Ontology annotation, cellular component: mitochondrion; cytosol.
AUGUCCCCCUCUGCCGUCGAAACGGCCGACAUGUCUCCGCCGGGCGACGCAUUGAACUUUUUAAAGGAGAACGCCAAAACUGCCCAGAACGGCACUGUCCACGAACCUCGACCAGCGCAGCCAGACCAGCCUGGCGUUGCGAGAACGACGCCCCACGAAGAAUACCAAUACCUCGACCUGAUCAGGGACAUUCUGUCCCGCGGCGAACAUCGACCAGAUCGAACAGGGACGGGCACGUUAUCACUAUUCGCACCCCCUCAACUGCGGUUCAGUCUCUCGAAGACCGCUGAUGCCACCUCACCCGCCGCCGAGCGAAUACCCGUGCUACCUCUUCUCACCACAAAGCGCGUCUUCCUGCGGGCCGUCACCACAGAGCUCCUCUGGUUCGUGUCGGGCUGCACGACCUCCAAACCGCUCUCAGACGCGGGCAUCCACAUCUGGGACGGCAAUGGGUCGCGCGAGUUUCUCGACAAGUUGGGCUUCACGGAACGCGAGGAAGGCGAUCUCGGCCCCGUGUAUGGCUUUCAGUGGCGCCAUUUCGGCGCGGAAUACAAGGACUGGCGGACAGAUUACACGGGCCAGGGCGUGGACCAGAUCAAGGAGAUCGUGCGCAAGUUGAAGACAAACCCCUACGACAGGCGGAUCAUCCUCAGCGCGUGGAACGUGGCGGACUUGUCCAAGAUGGCGCUGCCGCCGUGCCACAUGUUUGCGCAGUUCUACGUCAGUUACCCUGAUGCGGCGCGAGGGGAGGCCGCCUUGCAACGGGUGCAGAGUGGAUGCGCGAAUGGAGUCGAACAACAGCAGCAGACGUCCAAAGGCCAUCUCUCCUGCGUCCUAUACCAGCGGUCCUGCGAUAUGGGGCUCGGCGUGCCCUUCAAUAUCGCCUCCUACGCACUGCUGACGCAUAUGCUGGCUCAUGCGUGCGAUUUGGUGCCCGGCGAGCUGAUCCACACGAUGGGCGACGCGCACGUCUACCUCGACCACAUCGAUGCCUUGAAGGAGCAACUGCUCCGCGAGCCGCGGGAGUUUCCGACGCUGAAUAUCAAGCGGGAUGAUCGGGGCAGUGGUGAAAUGGACGGCUGGAAGGUCGAGGAGCUCGAGGUCGUGGGGUAUAAGCCUCAUGGCGGAAUCAAGAUGAAGAUGAGUGUAUGA